Dunckerocampus dactyliophorus (ringed pipefish) is the source of this 6958-nucleotide messenger RNA. RefSeq names its product polymerase (DNA directed), alpha 2 (gene pola2). The record is from RefSeq and is a predicted model, not a curated record. Gene Ontology annotation, cellular component: alpha DNA polymerase:primase complex. Gene Ontology annotation, molecular function: DNA binding. Gene Ontology annotation, biological process: DNA replication; DNA replication initiation. The transcript is spliced from 18 exons. Bases 4804 to 6603 code for a protein of 599 amino acids. NCBI's taxonomy places the organism in Eukaryota, Metazoa, Chordata, Actinopteri, Syngnathiformes, Syngnathidae.
GCCACCGGAACAGAAAUCUCUCUAUUCAAAAAGUUGGUUCACGGUUGAAGGAAGUGGGAUCGAUGUUCAAGAGAGUUUAUCCCACUUAAAGAAUAAAUCAUCAAGUCAGCACAUAGCACAUUGUACACAUAUGUGUAUGUGUUAGUCAUGGUUUAAACCAGGGGGCGCUACAUUUCAUCACUAUUACAGCUACUACGUCAGGGGUCUGCAGCCUUUACUAUCAAAAGAGCCAUUUUCUUGUAGUAAAGAAAAACAGUCUGGAGCUGCAAACCUGUAGUCUUUUUUUUUUAUUAUUGUAAAGGUUACAACGACAGAAUACAACAAACAGAAGUGCAGUUUGCGACGGCUUUUUGAGUCCUUCUUGUAUUAAUUAAAAAAUUAAACAAAUUGAGGAACAUUUCUUGACAGGUCUGAAAUAUAUAUGGUUUUUUUUUCUGAAAAAAGGCUCUCAUUUGUUACCGAUAUUUAUGAAUUAUUUAUUUUUUUCGAUGUGGCGGGGGAUAGGUUCCCAAAAUAGCCCACAAUAAGUGAAAGUGUAGCCAACUUAAUUUGUUUGCAAUUGUUAUAUACAGUAUGUUUUAAGGCUGUAAAAUCCCUCACCAUACACUUUAUACACUUUUCUCAGAGAGGCAUUAACAUUUUAUCACAAUUCUCUCUUGUUUAAGCACUCUCAAAGUUCAAAUUUCGUUGAAUUUUAAUGAUCAACUUACGAGAUUGGCCACAAGAAAUGAAGUGACUCAUGCAUAUUUCACUCCUCUGAUGGUGGCUUGUCCGUGCGCCAUUAGGCUGGGGCAUUUUUGUAUCCUUGUUUAAAACAUAUUCCCCCUCCUCGUCCUCCAUGAACCGAAGAUUCAUUGACAGUAUUUCAGGCGCUCUACAGCCGCGUAACUUAUGCCUUCAUUCAGCAUGUAUGAUCACUAGCAGCUAGUGAUCACACAACAGGAAAGAGGCAGUCCUGAUUGACAAUGGUCUACAGCCAAUCAGAACGCAGAACACAAUGGGUGUGUUCUCCCUUACCCAAUCAGGACUGUUGUGGCUCUAUACACACUAAGAUGGACACGCUGGACAUGUCUUCGACUCUCACGUGAGUAUACAACACCCUCUACUGGUAGCAGUAGAAAAUACAAUAACAGACACAUGCAAUGGAGCACCGAUAGCUCACUCUAAUACACCACAAGGACGCACAACACAAUGACCGUUGAUACGCUGUUAAAAAAACAAAAGGGGAACACUAUUCAUGGUUAGCUUACCGCAGCGGGGGUUGCAUGCUCAAGAAGCCGCCUGCAGGUAGAGGCAAGGGCGUAGAUGUGACACACACAGUAUUUGAAUUGACUAAUUCUAAACAUUAAGUGUCACUUUGAGCACCAAUAUAUAAAAUAAACCCAAGUAAAAUGGGGCGGCAGUGGACCAGGAGGUAGAGCAUGUCGUCCAGAAACAGGAAGGUUGGUUGAUCGAUCCUCUCUCCCUUCACCCAGUUACUGUCGUCGUGUCCCUGGGCAAGACACUUCGCCCACCUUGUACUCCAGGGCUGCACACAGUGGUGUAUGAAUGGGAAUGAAUGUUUGGUGGUGGUCGGAGAAUUGGUGCGAAUUGGCAGCCACGUUUCCGUCAGACUACCCCCAGGGCAGCUGUGUUUACAGAUGUACAUUACCACCAUUGGGUUUGGGUGCUUUGAAAGGCGCUAUAAAAAUCGAAUCCAUUGUUAUUAUAUACAUAUAUAUUAUAUACAUAAAAAUGACACUAAUAAAUAACUUUAUUUUUCCUUUCGUCAUGACCGAAAGGAUCCACAGCAAGGUUGCCUACCAUUGUACAAGGUGCUCUCCCAUCAAACAGUUUACGUUUACGGUUUGUGAUGAUUUGUCAUUUAAAAAGAGGCACUACGGCUGCAUUGAACAGCCAUAAAAACACUAAUAGAUUUUAUGCACAUAUUCUUUGACCCUGAGGUAUUACCUGUUGGAGACGACUGGUUUAAAGUGUGCACAUGAAAAAUUCCAAGUGAAUAAACUCUUGACUGUCUUAUGGGUUAAAAGUGAAUUGAUUUGGUAUUUAUUUAUUACCAGCAGCAUUAUCUGAUGGCGCGGCGGAGUUUGUGUUUUGUAUCAAAAGGUAGCGUAAUCUAUUGACUUUCUUUUGAACGAUCAACAAUGGAUGCUGUAGUUAGAGUAAGUAAUGAAAUAGAGAAAACCUUUAAAAUGAAAGAGUUGAUGAAUAUUGUAUUCUUUGAUAUUGAAAAGGCUUAUGAUUCCAUGUGGCGGGAGGGUUUAUUGAUUAAGAUGAAUAGGAUGGGAAUUAGAGGUAGGUUCUAUAACUGGGUCAUUGAUUUCAUAUCGGACAGAAAAUUCAAAGUUAAAAUAGAAUCAGAGAUGUCAGAAGAAUACAGUAUAGCAAAUGGUAUACCACAGGGGAGUGUAUUUAGUCCAGUUUUGUUUAACAUAAUGAUAAAUGAUAUAUUCAUGAAUCUGGAUAGAAGGAUUGGGUCGGCCCUAUAUGCAGAUUGUGGAGUGAUUUGGGCAAGGGGACGAGAUUCUAUAAAUGUGACAAGUAAAAUGAAGGAAGCAAUAAAGAAGAUAGAACAAUGGUCAUAUGACUGGGGAUUUAAGAUAUCACCCAAUAAAACAUGUUACAUGACGAUUACCAGGAAAAAAGGCAUAAAAAAUCAGAACCUGAUGCUAUAUGGACAAAACAUGAUAAAAGUAGAUCAUUUGAAAUACCUUGGUAUGUGGCUAGAUCAGAAAGGCACAUGGAAGAACCAUGUGGAAAAGGUAGAAGAGAAAUGUAAGAAGAUAAUAAACUUAAUGAGAGCUGUUACAGGUAAGGAGUGGGGAGCAGAUAAACAGUCACUAAUAUAUAUAGAGAGAGCUUUGAUGAGAGCAAAUAUAGAUUAUGGAAGUUUUGUAUAUGGAGCUGCAGCUAAAACACAUUUAAUGAAAAUAGAAAGAAAUAUUCACAAAGCAUUUAGGAUAUGUACAGGUGCAAUCACAUCAACACCAAUUAAAGCAAUGCAGGUUGAGUUAGGAGAAGUAGCGUAUGACCUGAGAAGAGAUCAACUUAUGUUGACAUACUGGAGUAGACUUAAAGGAUGUAGGCAUGGACAUCUGGCCAAGGAUGUGAUGGAGGAAUGUUGGGAGUAUAAUACAACUAAAAGUAAUAGCUUUGGGUGGGUAAUUAAAGAUAAAAUAGAUAAAUAUAACAUAAAAAAUAUACAUAUUAAUAAUUCUACACCCAUAAGCAAUAUUCCUAUCUGGCUAUUUCCUAAACCUGAAGUAGACAUAUACGUAUAUAACAGAGUUAAAAAAUAAAUGGAAAGAUAGUGAAAAAGGACAUAAGGCAAGUCAAUAUAUAAAAAGAAAUAUUAUGGUUACUUUGAUAUGUAUACAGAUGGAUCAAAAAGCGAAGAAGGGAAGGUGGGGAUUGGAAUCUAUGGACCACCAAUGAAUUAUAGCAUCAUUAAAAGAUUACCUGACCAGCUCUCGGUUUAUACAGCAGAAAUGAUGGCAAUUAUUAUAGGUUUGCAAUGGAUAGAGGAAAUAAAAGCAGAUAGAGUGGUAUGUUGUGUGGACUCUCUGGCAGCAUUAUAUAGUAUCAAAAAUAUGGAAUCAAGUCGAGAGGAUUUAUUAUUAGAAAUACAUCAAAACUUAUUCCAACUAUACAUGUUAAAAAUAGACAUAAGAUUUUGCUGGGUGCCUGCACAUGUAGGGGUGGAGGGGAAUGAGGUGGCAGAUAAAAUGGUUAAAAUGGGAAUUAGAAGGAAUGAAAUUAUAGAUAUACCUGCUGGUAAAGGCGAAAUAAAGGCAAUAAUCAAAAACAAAUGAUGGAGAAAUGGCAAAAUAGGUGGGACGAGGGUAGUAGCGGGAGAAAGUAUUAUAAAGUACAAAAAUCUAUCAGUGCACAAGGGGUGAAGAGAAAAAACAGAAAAGCGGAAAUAGUGUUAACUAGGAUGAGGCUCAAUCACACCGGGUUCAAUGACAAGAUGUUUUUGAUAGGGAAAUGUAAAUCAAAAGUAUGUAUGGAGUGCAAAAGUAUAGAGAACGUAGAACACAUAUUACUACACUGCAAGAGAUAUCGGGAAGAACGUGUAACGUUAAGGAAAACAAUUAAGAAGAUAGGAAGGGAAUGGAGCAUUAAGGGUAUCUUAGGAACAGGUGGGGAGGGGGUAAGAGAUAUACAGAGGGCAGUGAUAGAAUAUUUGAAGGACACAUGAUUAUAUAAUAGAAUGUAGAUAAGUAUUAGAAUAUUUUAUUAUAAGUAUUAUUAUUAGGAUUAUUAUUAGUAUAAGUAGUCUCCUCACUAAGUUAGCAUAAAGUAAGAUACUGUACUGUAUAUGGCCCAUGGUACAUACUCCGGUACAGUGGGUGGCGGUAUGCACCUUUUCAAGUCAUGGUUGCAACCCUCCAUUAAACUAAAAGAAGAAGAAGAAGAAGAAGAAGACUUUCUUUUGAGUACAGAAAACAGACUGCGUUGCGCUCCAAAACAGCAGGGGGCGAUCAUGCGCACAGUACGAUGACGUCGUUCACCCGCCAGAAAAGAAGAAACAAAAAGACCGGAAAAGGAGGACGUGUAGUACCGAAUUUUCGCGGCAAAAUGAAAUGAGGAUUCACUGUUGACAGAGUUGCUUGCUGUGUGAUCGACCAUUAGCUUGAUAGACGGCUCGUCUAUUUAAAUAUUUCGGUGUCUACGGUCGGUUGUGUGAUGUUGUGACGUGCGAGUCGAGCUACUGUUAGCCGCUAACGCCUUUCACCUCGAGGUGUAGUUUGCAUUCGACCCUGUUCUCGCCGCAGAUAAGCAAGACAAGAAGCGACAACAAUGUUACCAGUGACAGCAGAAGACUUAAAAACAGAACUUGAAAUGUUCUGCAUAACUUGUACCGAUGACUUCGCCCUAGACAAAAUGGUGGAGCAGUGUGUUUGCAGCAGGAUCCAGGCAGAUGAGUGGGUUUUGGAGUGGGUUGCAUACAGCACCACGAAAAAUGGACUCUUGCUCUCUGUGGACACCCUGGACCAGUUUGAACACGAUGUGUUAAACAAGAGGAAUAAGUCCAAACAAAGCUUCAAAAGAGACGAACGAAACAAACCCAGAGAUAUUCACACGAUACAUGAUAUCAUAAAAGCAGAAGAGGAGGAGGAUAAUCUACUGGACUCCUACUCGACUCCUGCAAAGGGCUCCCAAAAGCGAGCGCUCACCACUCCAGAAAACCCUCACUCAAAGAGGAGCUCAGCUUUGUUGACCAGUCCAGGCGUCCUCUUGUCUCCAUCUUGCUUCUCUCCAAGCGCAACUCCCUCCCAGAAGUACAGCCAACGUGGAGGAAAGGGGGAGGUGGUGGUGUCAUUCGGGGCUGUGCAGGGCACUCGCUGGACGGGCAGCAAGUCCUCUGGUGCAGGCAUCCAGCUGGAUUUGCUGGAAGGGCCAGAAGACUCCCUCUGCUGCAGCUACAAGUACAUGUUCCAGAGACUGCGUGAUAUCAGGAAUGUGUUGACAGAGAAGAUAGAGGAGCUGGGAGAAGGCCUGCGGUCUCACUACAACAUCGAAGAGUUCUCUCCUGUCUCACUGCCAGCACAGGACCGCGUGUCUGUUUUGGGCCAGGUGUGCUGUGACAGUAAUGGCAAACUGAAUGCACAGUCGGUUCUGUUGGAAGCGGGACCAGAGCAAGGGGCUCAGCAAGUACGCGUGGACUUGUCAGAGCUCCAAGAGUACUCCCUAUUUACUGGCCAGGUGGUGGCGUUGGAGGGGAUGAACACAACAGGAGGCAAACUAGUGGUUUCUAAAGUCUACGAGGGAAUCCCACUCCCCUUCUACUCCUCAGAAGUGAAAGUGGAGAUGGAUGAAGAGCCGCUCAAUGUGCUUGUGGCCUGUGGGCCUUACACCCCUUCUGACAGCCUCAACUUUGACCCUCUCCUGGACCUCAUCCAUGUGAUUGCGAGGGAUCGUCCUGACGUCUGCAUACUGCUGGGCCCUUUUGUUGACUCCAAGCAUGAUCAAAUUGAGAAAUCUCAGGUGACAGAGACAUUUGAAGCCAUUUUCUCAAGAUGCAUUGAGAGCAUCGUGGAAGGCACAAAAGCUGUUGGCUGUCGCCUCGUAUUUGUUCCUUCCCAGAGAGACAUCCACCAUCAUUACAUCUACCCACAGCCUCCCUUCACCCUGCCGAGCCUCGGCAAGAACCCACGUGUGACCCUGGUGCCUGACCCGUGCACCCUACUCAUUGACGGUGUGACCUUUGGCUUGACCUCCACUGACAUAAUGUUCCACAUGGGUGCCGAGGAGAUCAGCUGCGGCAGUGGAUCGGACCGCUUUUCUCGUAUUCUGAAGCACAUGUUGACCCAGAGGAGUUAUUACCCACUCUACCCACCGGCCGAGGAGGUGAAUAUGGACUAUGAAAAGUUCCAAAGCUUUGGUCAAAUGCCGCUCACGCCGGACGUUCUCAUCAUUCCAUCCGAGCUGCGCUACUUUGUUAAGGAUGUGAUUGGCUGCGUAUGCAUUAAUCCUGGACGUCUGACCAAAGGCCAAGUGGGCGGGACCUACAGCAGGCUGAUGAUUCAGCGCACAGCCUCAUCAGACGACAAGAAGCGAGUCGGUCCGUGUUUGGCGGCUCAGGUGGUGAAGGUUUAACCAGAAAUAAGGACACAAAAAAUUAUGUGUACUUAACAACCUGCAACCACCUGGCCCUUAAUAUUUGCCUCUACUGGCAAACUAAUAUGAAAUAUGCACCAUAACCCAACUGGUUUACUUUUGUACAAAUACAUGUGGUGGUGUGAUUAUAGUUAUACAGUACAUACUAUGAUGUGUUGAUGCUGUAUUUUGUUACAGCAGCAAUAAAUCUACAACAAUUUAGUAUGUGACACGUAUACUCUUUGGCUCCAACAAUCUAAUCUAACGAUCAAAUACAAGAGCUGUAUCAAAAAGUCCAAGUCCAAAUGACAACAAUAAUGAUGAACACUUUUUAAAUUUUUUUUUUUUUUUCACA